ACGAAGACAACAACGUGUUGCUCAAGUCGCUGCCUUUGGCACUUUGGUGGCAUACGAUUGGAAACUGAAAGAACAUCUUAUAAACAGAAAAGGGAAGAAAGAAUUCAGUGGAGGCGAAGGAUCGAAAGAGUGUUGAUUUCUAAGGAACAAGAUUAUGGAAUGUGUUUUUGGCCUGGUGGGUAAUGGCUUUGCCAUUGUUGCUGCCGAUUCUUCGGCAGUACACAGCAUCUUGGUCCAUAAAUCCAACGAAGACAAGAUUAUGGUCCUCGACUCUCACAAGCUCGUCGCCGCUAGCGGCGAGCCUGGUGAUAGGGUUCAGUUCACCGAGUACAUUCAGAAGAACGUCUCCUUGUACCAAUUCAGAAAUGGGAUCCCCCUCACAACUGCUGCUGCUGCUAAUUUUACCCGAGGCGAGCUCGCCACUGCCUUGAGGAAGAAUCCAUACUCUGUAAAUAUCCUCCUGGCUGGGUAUGACAAGGAGACCGGCCCGUCGCUUUACUACAUCGAUUACAUUGCCACGCUUCACAAGGUUGAGAAGGGUGCUUUUGGUUAUGGAUCCUACUUUUCACUCUCUAUGAUGGAUAGGCACUACCACAGCGGCAUGUCAGUCGAGGAAGCGAUCGAGUUGGUUGAUAAGUGCAUCGUGGAGAUCCGUUCGAGGCUGGUCGUGGCUCCACCAAACUUUGUGAUCAAGAUUGUAGACAAGGAUGGGGCAAGAGAGGUUGCAUGGCGUCAAUCCAUUAAAGAUACUGGAGCUCUUCCAGUCUGAGAAUUUGACAUUGUAUUGUUCCAGAACAUUACCCUUUUAAUGUCAUUCAUCAGUCUUGAUUGGGAGUGCUUGGGCUUCCACUUGAGCUGUGUCUCUGUUUCUUGAACAGCUUUGAUUUAGGAUAAUGGAUUAUAAAUCUUGAAGUCAGGACGCA
Momordica charantia (bitter melon) is the source of this 923-nucleotide messenger RNA. Its product is annotated as proteasome subunit beta type-2-A. The record is from RefSeq and is a predicted model, not a curated record. Gene Ontology annotation, cellular component: proteasome core complex. Lineage: Eukaryota; Viridiplantae; Streptophyta; Magnoliopsida; Cucurbitales; Cucurbitaceae. Gene Ontology annotation, biological process: proteasomal protein catabolic process.